AGGGCUGCUGGAGGAGGAGCUGGCGCGUUGUGACCCGCCUCGUCCCGUCCAGUCCAGCCUAGGCUCCGAGGGAACCGCUGUCCUAGCCGCCGCCACCCGAAUAGCCUGUCCCGGUGUCCCGUGUCCCGCCCCGCGUCCAGUCAUGACCCUGCGCCCCUCGUUACUCCCGCUCCAUCUGCUGCUGCUGCUGCUCAGUGGGGCGGUGUGCUGGGCUGAGGCUGGGUUCGAAACCGAAAGUCCUGUCCGGACCCUCCAAGUGGAGACCCUGGUGGAGCCCCCUGAACCUUGUGCGGAGGCCGCUGCCUUUGGAGACACGCUGCACAUACACUACACGGGCAGCUUGGUAGAUGGACGCAUUAUUGACACUUCCCUAACCAGAGACCCUCUGGUUAUAGAACUUGGCCAAAAGCAGGUGAUCCCAGGUCUGGAGCAGAGCCUUCUAGACAUGUGUGUGGGAGAGAAGCGAAGGGCAAUCAUUCCUUCUCACUUGGCCUAUGGAAAAAGGGGAUUUCCACCAUCUAUCCCAGCGGAUGCAGUGCUGCAGUUUGAUGUGGAGCUGAUUGCACUGAUCCGAGCCAACUACUGGCAAAAGCUGUUGAAGGGCAUUUUGCCUCUGGUAGGCAUGGCCAUGGUGCCAGCCCUCCUGGGCCUCAUUGGGUAUCACCUAUACAAAAAGGCCAGCAGACCUAAAGUCUCCAAAAAGAAGCUCAAGGAAGAGAAACGAAACAAGAGCAAAAAGAAAUAAUAAAUAAUUUUUAAAAUUUC
Molecule: messenger RNA, 765 nt
Organism: Suricata suricatta (meerkat)
Lineage: Eukaryota; Metazoa; Chordata; Mammalia; Carnivora; Herpestidae
Gene: FKBP11
Product: FKBP prolyl isomerase 11
Exons: 6
Coding region: 143-745 (200 amino acids)
Biological process (GO): protein peptidyl-prolyl isomerization
Molecular function (GO): peptidyl-prolyl cis-trans isomerase activity
Source: RefSeq, a predicted model, not a curated record